Molecule: messenger RNA, 3772 nt
Organism: Hipposideros armiger (great roundleaf bat)
Lineage: Eukaryota; Metazoa; Chordata; Mammalia; Chiroptera; Hipposideridae
Gene: PERM1
Product: PPARGC1 and ESRR induced regulator, muscle 1
Exons: 4
Coding region: 418-2850 (810 amino acids)
Biological process (GO): response to muscle activity; regulation of DNA-templated transcription
Cellular component (GO): cytoplasm; nucleus
Source: RefSeq, a predicted model, not a curated record
CGGACGUCCAGCUCCACUGCCCCGGCUGGCAGCAGGGUCCCAGGUAUGACGUGAUCAGCCCCUCAUUCCCGUCCUAAGGGGUCCCCACAGGGGACAGCCCCCACAGGGACAUUCCCCAGAGCCACACAGGAGGGCGAAGUUCAGAGGGUCAGGAAGCCACGGUGCCCUGGUCUCAAGGCAUCUCUGAUUCAGGACUGGCCUGACCAGAGUGACCUCCCACCCCCCUGGGUCUGGUGGUAUGUGACCGAAGACCAAAGGGCAGCCCCCCCCUCACCUCACCCCACCCAAGGGGCUGAGAGGAUGGAGCUGCUGUGCCAGGUCCGAGCCAGGGAGGAGGGGGUGCCCGGGGGGCAGGCGGGCGGUGGCAGUGCCUGAAGACCCCGAGCUCUGCUGCUCACGUGCCUCUGCUGACCCUAAAUGGAAAACUUCCAGUACAGCGUCCAUCUGAGUGACCAGGACUGGGCUGAGUUCUCGGCCGCUGCCGAGGAGUGUGGCCUCCUGCAGGCUGGCCUGGCCUCUGGGGAUGAGCUCUUGUCCAGUGACAUUGACCAAGGGGACAGCAGUGGCAGCAGUCCUCCUGAGCCCCUGCCCCUUUUUGGGGGGCAUCUGGCUCCCAGAGGGCGUGGCUGGCCUGGCUUCGAGGAGGAGGAGGACAAGGCGGCCACACAGCAGCUGGUCAGCAGGUCUUGGCAGGAGCCCGUCCUGGCCCUGGGGGCAGGUCAGCAGAUGCCCAGCACGUCCGCACCGUCAGAAGCUCAGCCAUCCCUCAGCCCUGGAGCCACCCCUCCCGGCCAGAGCCCAUCCCUGCGAGGGCCAGAGACUUCCAGAGACAAGAUGCAGAGGCUUCUACAGGGGCCAGCCCCACGGGACUCGGCCCCCAGUGUGCCUGGCGAGCCUCCUCGGAGCCCCGAGUCCCCUGGCCGUAGCACUGCCCCCCAGAAGCCGCCUGGCAGCCCUGGAGCCCCACCACGUAGCCCCAGCCGGAAGAAGAGGCGGACCGCAGGUGCCAAGGGGGGUGGGCGCCCGGGAGCCGCCAGCUCAGCUCCCACCCAGCCGGGCUCUCCACGGCUCACUGAGGCCAGGCCUGAGGAGGGCCUUGGCCCAGCUGGGUCCAGAGGAAAGGGUCUCUCGGCUGGGACAGCAGAGCAGAUAGCAGGAGCCAGGCAGGACGAACUGGGGCCGGAGUCUGCAGGAACCCAUGAGCAGGUGGCCGGGCAACGGCCUGGCUUGGAUCUGUCUACAACUGAGCAAGGUACAGAUCUACUCAAAAUGACCCCUAGAGCUGAGCUACACACUGUGUCCAGACCUGCCCAGGAGGCUGGUCCAGAUGUCUCAAUGGCUAAGUCAGACACGGCUCUGUCUACACCUGCCUGCCAGCCUCAGGCUGACUCGGCUCUGUCUACACCUGCCCGCAAGCCCCAGGCUGACACGGCUCUGUCUACACCUGCCCGCAAGCCCCAGGCUGACACGGCUCUGUCUACACCUGCCCGCAAGCCUCAGGCUGACACGGCUCUGUCUACACCUGCCCGCAAGCCCCAGGCUGACACGGCUCUGUCUACACCUGCCCGCAAGCCCCAGGCUGACAUGGCUCUGUCUACACCUGCCCUCAAGCCUCAGGAUGACACGGCUCUGUCUACACCUGCCCACAAGCCUAUACUGGAUGUGGACCUGCCUGUGCUGGGCCCAGUGGUCAAGCCAGAGGUGGAUUCAUGUAUACCUGUUUCAAAGGCCCAGUGUGAGGUGGGCGCAUCCACACUUGCCCUCAGUCUCCAGACUGAGGCUGACAUGGCAGAGGCAGAGGUUGCCCCAUCGGCAAAGCUGGAUUUGAGCUCUGCCACGUCUUCAGGGGCCCAGCAAGAGAAGCCCAGAGGGGAGCCGUCAGCAGGUGCCCCUGGAAACCACUCGGGGGAGCCCCCCACAGGCUCCGUCCAAGCUCCCAAGAAGAAGAAAGUGCGAUUCUCCGUGGCUAUGCCCAGCCCCGAGGAGCCAGGGCCAGAGGAGGCCUCGGGCCCACUCUCACCAGCCACAGCCUGGCCCUCAGCCCCCAGGACAGCAGCUGGGGGCCGCGGGGGGCCUGGAGCUUGGGACGCAGUGGCAGUCGGGCCCCGGCUCCCCCAGCCUCGGAUCCUCAAGCACCUGCCUCCCCCGCCAUCCGUUGCCUCUGGGGGGCCUGGGUACAGGAGCUGCUUUGCAGUGACCCUCCCAGAAGCCUACGAGUUCUUUUUCUGUGACACUAUCGCAGAAGAGGAUGAAGAGGCUGAGGAGGCGGCAGAGGACAGCCAGGUCCCCGCCGAAGUCCAGUGGCCGGAUGUAUGCGAGUUUUUCUUCCGGGACUGCCGAGCCCAGAUGUCUGGGCCCCGGACAGGCCGCUCCCCACCCCCACCCCCACCCCCGAAGGCCGAGCCCGUACUAUCCCCUGUGCCUGGAGACCCCAUGCCUAUCUCCAUCCCCGAGGCCUAUGAACACUUCCUUGGGGAGGACAGGCUGGGAGACUUGCUGGGGCCGGCUGCCCUACGCCAGCUGCAGGCCACAGAGCUCCCUAGGUUGGCCCCCCAGGGAGUAGAGCCUGGCACCCCCCCAGAGACCAGCCAAGCCACAGCACAGCAGCUCGACCUGGUGGUCAGGCAAGCAGGGGAGCCCCGGGGUCCCCUCACCGCCUUUACCUUCAGCCAGAAUGACAUGUGCCUGGUGUUUGUAGCCUUCGCCACCUGGGCUGUGAGAACAUCAGACCUGCAUACCCCAGACGCCUGGAAAACAGUCUUGCUGGCCAACAUUGGCACCAUCUCUGCCAUCCGCUACUUCCGCCGGCAGGUGAGGCGGGGGCGCCCCAGCCCCAGCCCCAGCUCCUAGGACCCAGGCUUGGCCCAGGAAGACGCCAGAUGAGGAAACGGCCACGGUGCUCAGGAUGAGGCGCUGCCCUCUGGCCUUGCCCUUUGACCUUUGUGUUCCACAGCAUCUAGGAAGGAGCCAGUGUCCUUGGUCUUGGCUCACUUGGACUCCACCUGAGGCUCCGGCCAGGCCGAAGCCAGGGCUGUGCUCCACACCUGGGAGGGUAGAUUUGGAAGGCCGGUGACGGGGGCCAAGCAGGGAGCCGGUUAGUAAGGUGGCAGAUUAGCAACUAAACAGGGGGCGUCCAGCGAAAUCGGAAUUUCGGACAUGCAAUAUCGGACUUAAACGAAGAAAUUAUCUGUGGUAUAUCUGAAAUCAGGUCUAACUGGGCGUCUGAUUUUAUCUGGUUAUCUAGUUAAGGGAUAAGUGGCAGGAUGGGGCAUUGGAAAUUAGAGGGUGUCACAGCAGCAGGAAGGCCCCAGCUGGACAUCUGAGCAGGGGGCAAGGGUGAGGGGGCUGGGUGGCCUCGACUCUGGGGCAGGGGGUCCCAGAGACUCUCUGCCCUGUGCACAAGUGGGCCUCUUUGGCCGUUGAAUUACAAAGGCCUGUGGCCAAGGCCUCCUUGCCUCCUGCCUGAGACAAUGAGCAGGUAUCUAUAGGGUUCGUAGGAAGGCAGCCCUGGCAGGGUGGGGGUCUGCAGGGCAGAGCCUGGAGCCCCUCCUCUGGGGAGCCCUGGACGAGGGGUGCAGCAGAAGGUAGUGGUAUCAGGCGGGGGGAUGGGACACCUGGGAUUGUCCCAGGGCUGAGAGGAGCUAGAGAUGGGGCAGGAAGGUGGGCAGGGGGUCACCAGGCUAGGUGCACAGGGUCCCAGGGAUGGCAGGCGCCUCCUGGUUGCUGAGUGAAGAAUGUGUGGACAUAGCACAAAUACAAUCUCUUUCUCUUU